Messenger RNA from Crotalus tigris (Tiger rattlesnake), 1658 nucleotides. It is a transcript of the gene CHCT1, whose product is annotated as chromosome unknown C17orf64 homolog. The record is from RefSeq and is a predicted model, not a curated record. NCBI's taxonomy places the organism in Eukaryota, Metazoa, Chordata, Lepidosauria, Squamata, Viperidae. The coding region runs from base 581 to 1276 and encodes 231 amino acids. The transcript has 5 exons.
GUAAAUCGCUUAGAGAGGGCUGUAAAGCACUGUGAAACGGGCUAUAAGGCUAAGUGCUAUUGCUCUUAUUCUGAUUCUGGUUAUGAUUGAGUCACCGGUAUUUGCCAAGUUCCUAACAGGAGAAGCGCUUAAUCCGUUUCAGCCUUAGGUGUCUCUAUGGGCCGAAAGGCUUAAGGGAUCUUUUGUUUGAUGGUUUGUGGGUUCACAACAGUUGUAGUCGGGGUUUGUGAGUGGUGUGGAUGACCAGGAGGGGAGGGGGUAGCAGGUGCGGCCUUUUGUGUCACAGUUGCUAAGGAAGGAAUGACAAGGAAAGAGAUUCAGCUCCCAAGACGGAAGGAAGAUCUGGUUCCAGAGAGGCAUCCCGACAUCAGACUGAGGACCAACUGCUGCUGCUCGGACUUUUAUAGGGCUUGGUGGGCUCCCAUUGGCUGCCCAAGUCAACUGACAGAAUGUUCAGGUGGGCAGGCCACGCCCACAGUAAACUCCCACCUUCACUUUCCUUCUGCCCAACACGUAGGAGGCAAUCCAGAUGCUCAGGUCCAGAUGUUAACCUGAAUUGCAGGUGACCACAAAGCCGCUGAUGCUCUGCCAGUUGAACAAGGCCACCGCCCGAGGGACCCUCGCCAGGAUGGUGCCUACCGAAGUGAAGCUGUUCCAUUAUGGGGAUGGGCUUGGCGAGGACACCUUCAAAAUUUGCAAGGAAUAUUUGAGACCUUUUAAAAAGUUCCUUCGGAGGCUGAACUUCCCGAAAGAUUUCCCGAAGGAAAGAAAACUAAUCUGCAUCAGAAAAAACCUCACCAUUCUUGGGGAUCAUAUUAAUAUGUUUCUUCAGCAUUACUGCAAAACCUGGGAACUGAAACACUGGAAGAAAAUGCUGUGGAGGUUUGUCUCCCUCUUCUCAUCCUACGAUGAGAAGCAGCUGCAUAAACUGUACCGAUACAGCAAGACAGACCAAUUCACCAAAUUCCUGAAAGCCUACUGCCAUUUGGAAUACGCUGACUUGACCAGCCUUCCCAGUAACAAAAAAUUGACAAAGCUGCGUGAUCGGUGGAGGCUCGCUGGUUGCGGGAUGAAGAUGAAGGAAUGGAAAGAAUAUUUGCACUCGCUGCCAGAAAGCGGUGAUUUCCCAGAAGGAAACGUGCCUAAAGAAAGGUGCUCAACGACUCAAGACAAAGAAGUUAUGUCCCAACAUGGUGCCACGUGCUACGUUUCUGCUCCUCUUUCUGUUACUAUGAAUGAGGAAACAGACAGCUCUUCAUCAUCAAAUCCCUAUUAAAGACAGACCGUGGAGAAAGGCAGCUUUAAAAAAAAAGUUCAUUAAAUAAGAAUUCACACCGUUGGGACUACUGUACGUCAACUCUUUUGAAUUUCUGGAAGCACUCAAACUUAAGACUUUUGCAGACAUUUAGCAAAAUGUCCAAGAUCCACUUCCUAUGUAGUAUUUAUGGCAAUUGGCAUUAAAUAUAGUGUCUGUAUGGCAAAACCUGUUUUUUCCAAUUAUUAUUUGGAAGAGGUUGCAAAGCCCUAGGGUAGGAGGAGUCAGGUUUGGCCCAUUCCACUUGCUCCAACGAGGGGGGGCAUGAUAGCAGUCUUCCAAUAUCUCAGGAGCUGCCCCAAAGAAGAGGGAGUCAAGCUAUUCUCCAAAGCACCAGAAGGCA